Messenger RNA from Rotaria sp. Silwood1, 438 nucleotides. NCBI's taxonomy places the organism in Eukaryota, Metazoa, Rotifera, Eurotatoria, Philodinida, Philodinidae. The record is from the annotation of a GenBank genome assembly.
AUGUCAUCAAUCAAUCAAACUAAUAUCGAAAUUCCUCUUAUUUUUUAUUUACAUUUAUCAUGUGCAACAAAUGCAUACGAAAUUAUUUCUCAAAUACGUAUGAAUAUUCCACAAUAUUAUCAAAAUAAUAAUGAAUAUAUAAUAGAUUUUUCUUGGAAGCAGUUAAUUAAUAGAAGUAUUUAUGAAGAAUUUAGCAAUAAAAUUUUUGAUGAUUCAAAUUUAUUUGAUCAUUACUAUCACGAUCAACUUACAUUAGCACGAUAUGAAGCUAAUAUUCAUCGAUUAUCGACGUCAUAUAUGCAACGUUUAUUAACAUUGAAUAGAACAGGAACUAUAAAACAUCAACUUAGAGAUUUACUUAUUGAUUAUGAAGAAUUAUUUGAAAUUGGUAUACCAUUGAUUAGUGAUGAAGAUCACGUCUUUGAAAUUUUGAAUUAA